GUUCUGCCCCUUCUGUUUGCAUCCCUCUGCUUCCAACCUCAGGAACGGGUAGUCAUUAACAAUGAAUCAAAGGUAAAUGUAGCAUGCCAGACUGAACAAAUGAAAGAAAGAGGGAAUGAUAUAGUUUCAGGGGAAGGGGAUGCUGUUGACUGGACCUAACAGGAAUUAGAAACCAUCCACUCAGCAAGUGAAUGUGUGCCCAGCACUGUGUCACAAAAAGUGUGUUUCUUUGGUAAGUGGAAAAGUAGGAGUAAGCUGUGCUUAAGGGGCGGGGGGCCCUCUUCCCUCCAGCACCCUCAUGAUCCUUCCUACCUUUACCUCCUCUGGCACCAGGGCUUUUUUUGAAUGUGUAAAACCUCUUGUUUCUUCAUUCUGUAGAUUUCCCAGGCCUUUGGCUUCAGGAAAGUAGAGCAUAAGGUCUAGUUGGGUAUAAAUUGCACAUAACCAUCUCCCCAGCCUAUCUGCAUAAAAAGGCCAGUCUUCUUUCCUGAAAAUGUUUAGCAGUUUUAAGAUCCUCUCCUGCUGCACUAGCUCCUCCAAUCUCUACCUAAUAUAACUGAUCAGGGGCUUGAGGAAGACUGGAAGGAAUCCAACUCUAUUAAAGUACCCUGGGCUUGGAUUGAGGGGGAUGGGUUUACAAACAGGUGAGUCUGUGAGUCCAUGGGGUGGCGCCAGAGUAAGGGCCACCGGAGAGCUGCUCAGGGCAGCAGUCGCGAGCCCGGGGACUACACUUCCCAGGAUACCUUGUGUAGGCGCCUGGGGCGGGGCUGUUUGAAAGACGGGGCCUGCUUGCGGCUCGAGCUGUGCGAAUGGCGGGGCCGGUGAAGGACCGCGAGGCCUUUCAAAGACUCAGCUUCUUGUACCAGGCCGCCCACUGUGUCCUUGCACAGGCUCCCGAGAACCAGGCGCUAGCGAGGUUUUACUGCCACACGGAGAGGACCAUCGCGAAGCGGCUAGUCUUGCGGCGGGACCCCUCGAUAAAGAGGACCCUCUGUCGUGGCUGCUCUUCCCUCCUCAUCUCGGGCCUUACCUGCACCCAGCGCCAGAGACGCCACAGGGGACAGUGCUGGACAGUACAGACCUGCCUAACAUGCCAGCGCAGCCAACGGUUCCUCAACGAUCCUGAACAUCUGCUCUGGGGAGACCGGCCUGAGGCACAGCUGGGGAGCCAGGCAGAUCUCAAACCACCACAGCCCCUGCCAAACACAGCCCACCCCAUUCCAGACCACCUUCCUGAGGAGAAGAUACAACCUCAGAGCUCCAAUCACCAGUGAUGGAUUCACCCUAUCUUCCAAAUAAAUAAAGUUCAAUUCUCUUUUACUUU
Galeopterus variegatus (Sunda flying lemur) is the source of this 1324-nucleotide messenger RNA. It is a transcript of the gene RPP21, whose product is annotated as ribonuclease P/MRP 21kDa subunit. Gene Ontology annotation, cellular component: nucleolar ribonuclease P complex. Bases 810 to 1274 code for a protein of 154 amino acids. The record is from RefSeq and is a predicted model, not a curated record. Lineage: Eukaryota; Metazoa; Chordata; Mammalia; Dermoptera; Cynocephalidae. Gene Ontology annotation, biological process: tRNA processing. The transcript is spliced from 5 exons.